UGCACAGAAGCAAAACGAAGUAUUAGGUGUGUGCAACUCGAAGCUCCGGUUGAUUUCCACUGUGUUUACUCAACUACUGCAAAGAGGCGAGUGUCACAUUGUACACUGGAAGGAACUGGGCAUAGAGUGUGACAAUAUUUCCACUUUAGAUCUCUUUAGAGUAUUGAUGAGUUGUAUAAAAGACAGUUGCUGGUGUUGAUCAGGAAAGGAUUAUAAUAAGAAAUGAUGAUCAAUUGAAUGCAAAAAAACGUGAAGAAAAUCCAGACAAGUUUCGAGAGGAUCUGCAUUUUCAAGUGCUGAGCCUAUUUCGGACCAGCAGAGUAAACAGAAUCUACAAAUUUAAACAGUUGACAUUUAUUGGUGAAAAAAGCUCGCCCUAAUUCCGAUGGUUUAGAUCCCCCAAGUUCCAGGUCUAUGGAAAUGCAAGAUCCAGCAAACCCACACAGUCCAGUAAGUGGAAGCAGUGAAUCUCCCAAUGGUCCAAAACUUGACAACUCAUGUAUCAAUAAUAAUUCCAUGACACCAAAUGGCACAGAAGGUGACAACAUGACUUUGCUCAGCGCAGCAGACUGGUUGCUAGGUUCUAGUACACAGACCACUGAAGUCAAAAGAGAGCCAAUGAGCAGCAGUGAUAUUGGAACAACAACAGACGGGUCUGCAGACAAUUUCUCAGGAUCAGCAAUUGGAAGCAGUGGCUUUAGCCCAAGACAAGCUCACCACUUCUCUCCUCAGAUUUAUCCUUCCAACAGGUCAUACCCACACAUUCUCCCUACUCCUUCCUCACAAACUAUGGCAGCAUAUGGACAAUCUCAGUAUACCACAGGAAUGCAGCAAGCAGCAGCUUAUGCAACCUAUCCACAACCAGGCCAGCAUUAUGGAAUUCCGCCCUAUGAACCUGCAGAUCUGAUGUCACUAACCGAUAUAGGUGCAUUAUGGGCAGGCAUCAAGACAGAAGGUGGAUUGACUCAAACACAGUCACCUGGCCAAACUGGAUUUCUAAGCUAUGGCUCAAGCUUUAGUGCACCUCAACCAGGCCAAGCCCCUUACAGUUACCAAAUGCAAGAUGGACAGGAAAAUGAGGCACAUCAGGCUCAGAAACAAAGUACAGGCUGGAUGGGAAAAACUAAACCACUAGAACAGGAAGGUGGAAGCUUUGCAACUGGACCAGGCAUUUACACAGGAAGUAGUUCACUCACAAAUUCUACAGGUUUUAAUAGUUCACAGCAGGAAUAUUCUUAUGCAGGCUUUGGCCAGGGACAAUAUACACAGUAUUAUAACAGUUCUCCAUACCCUUCCCCUUAUGUGACAAGCAACAACAGCAGCCCAACCCCUUCAAGCACUACGACAUACCAGCUCCAAGAAUCUUCAACUGUCACUAGUCAAGCUGUUAUAGAAUCUGCUGCAGGAGAGUUUGGUACAAUCCACAGUCCAUCAACACCCAUUAAAGAUUCAGAUUCAGAUCGAUUGCGUAGAGCUACAGAUGGAAAAUCACGUGGUAGAGGCAGGAGAAACACUAAUCCCUCACCACCUCCAGACUCUGACCUUGAGCGAGUGUUCAUAUGGGACUUGGAUGAAACAAUCAUCAUUUUUCACUCCUUGCUCACAGGAUCCUAUGCCAAUAGAUAUGGACGGGAUCCACCUACAUCAGUAUCACUCGGGCUACGAAUGGAAGAAAUGAUAUUUAACCUGGCAGAUACACAUCUAUUUUUCAAUGAUUUAGAAGAAUGUGAUCAAGUUCACAUUGAUGAUGUGUCAUCAGAUGAUAAUGGACAGGAUUUAAGUACUUAUAACUUUGCAACAGACGGCUUUCACGCUGCAGCAACAAGUGCAAAUCUUUGCCUCGCAACUGGCGUGCGUGGAGGAGUUGAUUGGAUGAGGAAGUUGGCUUUUCGCUAUCGACGAGUGAAAGAAAUAUAUAACACCUACAAAAACAAUGUAGGAGGUCUCCUUGGUCCAACUAAAAGGGAAUCAUGGUUACAAUUGCGAGCAGAAAUUGAAGCUCUGACAGAUUCAUGGUUAACGCUUGCACUGAAAGUGCUCACACUCAUUCAUUCAAGGUCAAAUUGUGUAAAUAUUUUAGUAACAACAACGCAGCUGAUACCUGCUCUUGCCAAAAUCUUGUUGUAUGGAUUAGGAAUUGUUUUUCCAAUUGAAAAUAUAUAUAGUGCAACAAAAAUAGGGAAGGAAAGCUGCUUUGAACGAAUAAUUCAAAGAUUUGGCAGAAAAGUAGUUUAUGUUGUUGUGGGAGAUGGCGUUGAAGAAGAACAGGCAUCUAAAAAGCACACUAUGCCAUUCUGGAGGAUCUCAAGCCACUCUGACCUUAUGUCUCUACAUCAUGCCCUGGAAUUGGAGUACUUGUAGCAGUAUAUCGGCACUUUGAAACACAAGUUCUCCACCCUCACUAUCAAUGGACUACAGUACUGUGUCUUGAUCAGCUUCUAACUCCAAACUGUGUGAUGUGUCCCAAGUGUUGACAUACAGCUGCAAUUUGUCUUAACCCUUAACCUUCCUUUAAAUGGAGGAGAAUGAAUCUCUGUCAAAGCAGCUGGUGACUCCCAAGGACUGUGGAUUAGAUGCGUACAGUGAGAAGCCAUCAUAAUGUUGAACAAUGUUUAACUGUUGUUAUGUUGCUACAAGAGUUCAUCCCCGUGAAGAGAAUAAACGGAAGAUGCUUAACCUUUACCCUGCUGAAUCAACCAGAACUCUGUACGGCUUUCAGAACAGAUACCAGUGCUUCAACGGUUAAUAACUGUAAGAUUAAGACUUCGGUAAGGAAACAAACUAUAUUUGCCAGACGAAAUGUAAAUCUUACACUAAAAAUUGAGUUGGACAACUGCUAGUGGGUUUUUUUUGCUUGUGGAGAAAGUUUGCUUCCCUGAUUACAGAUAGCCAGGGGUACAUCUGUCCUUAUUUAUGAACUGACUGUUAAGUGUUAACAUCAUUUAUGAAGGUACUUAAUCAGAUGUUUAUCAUUUGACACAGCAAGCACAUUUGAUUUUGUCAUGUCACAAAGUAGUUUACAGAAAAAUGGUUUGUCUUAUCAUUUAAGAUGGCUAUUUACUUUGCUAAGACAAUCAUGUAUAUAAAAAUGUCAUUUUGUGUAAAUUUGUAAUCAUCAGACAAUUAUUUUACAUUUUGUUAAGGUAAAUGCAAUGGAAAGGUAGCAAUGCCUAAUUUGUGAAGUAUAAGUUUAGCAAGGCAUUGUGUGCACAUGUGCUGUGCCUUAUCAAAGUGUUGGUGUGUUAAAGUGCAACUUUCUGUUGGGUAAAUAUGUAGAUAAUGGAAUUUUUGUGAUAAGAAUUUUGUCAAGACCAAAAGCAUGGAUGUCAAGUGUCAAAAAGAUUUAUCUCUCUUUUUUAGCCUUUCACAUUUUCCUAAAUUAAUUUUCAUCCAUCUUGCAUCAUCCAUACAUUAACAGCUCUGCUUAAAGAAAGUAGAGAAUAAUUCCUGAAUCUCUUCAUACACAAAGAAUGUAGAAGAUAUAGUAUAUUUUUUAUUAUUAUGAAAGCUUUUCUUUUAUUACCAACUAGAAUGAGCAUUAUUUUACUGAAAGCUAAAGCCCUUGUAGCAUCUACAUUCUAUUGUAUGAAAAUACUCUAGGAAAUUAACGUGUAGAUUUUUUAAAGCAAGAAAUGUUAGAACAUUAUAGACUUUUUCUUGUGUAAUUGGGUCUGAUCUAUUUUGGUAGUGUCCAUUUUUCAUGAAAAAUAUUAUUAACAUUCUAUGCUGUUGACUGAGAUUUUUUUUUGAGGUCUUGGACCUUUUAAAGCUUUGGCACUUCGGACUACAGAAGACAAAAAGCUUUGGCCUGUUUACUGUGAAUGCAAUUCUAACUAUAAUUCCCUUCCACUUUUCUUUUCCUCCAUACAUGGAGUUUAUUCUGUUCUAUGUGUUCUAUGUAGCUCAUUUGUUGAUAGGCAGAGAAAAGCUGUUUUUCAUUUGGUAAGUUUUAUAAAAUUUAUCCCUGUUAGCUUAAACUAACUGUAUUGCAAAUUUGCAUAAGUUAUCAAAUAAACAUAAAUCUUAGCUUACAUUGACAAAUGCCUGACAUAGAACUCCCCUGUGAUCACUAUAGAGAGACUUCAGUUCUGUUGGUUUACAGCUCAUGUACAUACAUAAAAAGCUUGUUAUUUGAUAAAUGCCGUACAGCUAUUUGUUACAACAAUUCAUUCAAUCAAGAAAUCAUUCAACAAUACAAAGGAGUCUACCUUUUCAUGAGGGGAAAUUAACAUUACAAGUACCUCUGCUAGAACAAGACUACAGUGGACUAUUUAAAUACUUACUAACUGAAAGAUUAAAUCAAUAAUAAGACAGUGGUUUAUGAUUUUGCUUUUUGCAAUCAGAAUGACUGGAAACCAACAGAUCACCGGGCCAUGUAAAAAAAAAGGUGUGUUGUGUCUGCAAAAAACCUGUACCGACUUUUCUCAUGACUUUUGUGUUUAAAUUAAUAAAAUCAAUUUGUGAAAUGUA
Molecule: messenger RNA, 4470 nt
Organism: Callorhinchus milii (elephant shark)
Lineage: Eukaryota; Metazoa; Chordata; Chondrichthyes; Chimaeriformes; Callorhinchidae
Gene: eya1
Product: EYA transcriptional coactivator and phosphatase 1
Exons: 22
Coding region: 415-2361 (648 amino acids)
Biological process (GO): positive regulation of DNA repair; cell differentiation; negative regulation of extrinsic apoptotic signaling pathway in absence of ligand
Cellular component (GO): nucleus
Molecular function (GO): protein tyrosine phosphatase activity
Source: RefSeq, a predicted model, not a curated record